This is a messenger RNA of Ogataea philodendri, 1527 nucleotides long. RefSeq lists its product as uncharacterized. The transcript has a single exon. Bases 1 to 1527 code for a protein of 508 amino acids. The record is from RefSeq and is a predicted model, not a curated record. NCBI's taxonomy places the organism in Eukaryota, Fungi, Ascomycota, Pichiomycetes, Pichiales, Pichiaceae. Gene Ontology annotation, molecular function: molecular adaptor activity; GTPase activity; GTP binding. Gene Ontology annotation, biological process: cytoskeleton-dependent cytokinesis. Gene Ontology annotation, cellular component: cytosol; microtubule cytoskeleton; septin complex.
AUGGCCACCAAAGUGGACGAAUUUGCCGACAAACGCGUGAUCAGCUCGAUCGACCUGUUUUCUCCGCCCAGCGCUUCGCUCAAGAGCGACAACAUCGACCUCGACGCCGAGCCCUCCAACAAAAGCGCCGGCGGUCCCCUUGAGGCAGAGAACCUUGCUCCCAGCACGUCCAGUUCCAGCACCCUGAUCAAGGACGACGAGUUCCCCACUCAUUACAACAUGGAGUCUGCCAUUGCCAACAUGUAUCCCGGUGACGUUGGGCUUGCCUGUUUGCCGAUCCUCAAGCGGUUGCACGCGCUGAAGAAGGGAGCCCACUUCACCAUCAUGGUGGUUGGUGAAGCCGGAACAGGCAAGACCUCGUUCAUCAACACCCUGUUCGACACCGUUGUUUGUGAGCCCACCACAGAGCUGGGCGGUCUCUCGGGAAAGACGACCGAGAUUGUGUCGCACAAGAUCGAGCUUGUUGAGGACAACUUCCUCCUCAGACUCAACGUUAUUGAUACUCCUGGUUUUGGCGACUAUAUCGACAACAGAUACUGCUGGUACCCGAUUGUCCGGUACAUUGACGAGCAGUACAGAAGAGCCGUUUACCAGGAGAACCAGCCGGACCGCAGCAGCACUUCCCACUCGGAAAUCCACGUGUGUUUGUACUUCAUUGUGCCUUCUGCCACCGGAUUGAGCCAAAUCGACAUCGAGGCCAUGAAGAACCUGUCCACGAGAGUGAACCUUGUUCCUGUGAUUUCGAAAGCCGAUGCCUUCACUGCGGACGAGUUGAGCUCGUUCAAGCAGCGGGUCAAGAAGAGCCUGAAGGAGCACGACAUUUCGAUCUGCGAGCUGUUCGACAAGACGGGCGGCGCGAACCUGAUCUCGGAGAUGCCGUUCUGCGUGCUCAACUCGCAGGGCACGUAUGAGAACGCCAAGGGUCAGCUGGUCCGCGGCCGGAAGUACAAGUGGGGAGUCGCCGAGGUGGACAACGCGGCGCACUGCGAUUUUGUCAAGCUGCGCGAGUUUCUGAUGGGCACCAACAUGGCGGACCUGAUUUCGUCGACGGAGAACUACUACGAAAACUACCGGCGCGACUUCAUGCGGUACCGGCUGGGCAAGGCGAUGGAGCUGACGAUCAGCAGCGAGGAGCUUGCUGCGCUCAACAUCGAAAACCAGGACGGCGAGACGAUUGUUCCAGACAACAACGGCAGCUGGAAGACCGUCCAGAAGGAGGACGGCAGCACGCACCCGAACAUCCAGCAGGUGAUCGAGUCCAAGGCGAGCGUUGGUGUUUUGAGAAUGCUCAACACGCUGAACCUGCGCGAGACCGAAAGAGAGCUUGUUGAGAUGAACCCGGCCUAUUUGGACAGCGAGAAGACCAUGAAGAAGCGGUUCACCGAGAUCGUGCAGGCGCAGAACCAGAAGUUCAAGGACUGGAAGCGGGCGCUGUUUGAGCGCCAGGACAAGUUCAACAAGGAUAUCGAGCAGAUCCACAAGAGACUGGUCAACUUACAAGACGAGAUCAAAGCGUAUGAUGGGUGA